Lathyrus oleraceus (garden pea) is the source of this 570-nucleotide messenger RNA. RefSeq lists its product as uncharacterized. Bases 1 to 570 code for a protein of 189 amino acids. The transcript is spliced from 2 exons. The record is from RefSeq and is a predicted model, not a curated record. Lineage: Eukaryota; Viridiplantae; Streptophyta; Magnoliopsida; Fabales; Fabaceae.
AUGGACUGGCUACCUGAGCAUCCACCACACUUCAUGAAGAGGGUGCGAGAGCCCUCUGAGAAGUCUAAGAAGGCAAAGAAAGCAAGACUGAGAGAAUCCUAUGGGUCAAGACCUUUAGUCCCUCUGGCUGGCUCUCCAAGUAAGCCUCUACAAGCUCGUGCUCUGACCUCUUCACAGCCAUCACACUCUGAACCUGAACCAAAAGUCACUUCCCCACCUCCUGAACAUCCAAAUCCAACUACAUUUGAACCACCUCAAACACCACCACCCGCACAACAACCAACCCACUCACCAUCUCAACCAAAUCCACAACCUGAACAACCAACACCGACACCCUCUGCUAUUCCCACACCAACAAAUUUCGUUGCCUCCAUCACUCCCACUCUAAAUCUCAGUGCCCGAAACUCACCUUCUCCAUCCUCCCUAGCCUCUGCCACUGAACAAGAAACUGCCUUCCCUACCCUAGAAGAAGCAAUACAAGUUUUUGCAGAGUCUUCAGUAGACAAGAUUAAGUCUCUGACUAUCAAUUCUGGCAUCAGUGAUGAUCCCUUUGAAGUAAGGAUCCACUAG